This is a messenger RNA of Sclerotinia sclerotiorum 1980 UF-70, 231 nucleotides long. RefSeq lists its product with no specific name. The transcript has 3 exons. NCBI's taxonomy places the organism in Eukaryota, Fungi, Ascomycota, Leotiomycetes, Helotiales, Sclerotiniaceae. Bases 1 to 231 code for a protein of 76 amino acids. The record is from RefSeq and is a predicted model, not a curated record.
AUGGCCGCCCCCACAGUUCCCUGGCUAAAAGACGACCCGAUGCCGACAUUGACGAUCCCUAAAAUCGAUGUAUCAUCGGCAAGCCGCACCUUAAUUCGGCCGAUCCCGUUCUUUCACAAUAUCUACUCUAAUUUAGAAAUUAAGAUCAUGAAUUCGCUACUUGGUAUAAAACCUGAUGGAAGAGCAUAUAUGUCCUACUGCUACGGUGCUGUUCAUCGAUUUCCACACUAA